Poecilia latipinna (sailfin molly) is the source of this 666-nucleotide messenger RNA. RefSeq names its product gap junction protein delta 4 (gene gjd4). The annotation marks the transcript as partial. Gene Ontology annotation, molecular function: gap junction channel activity. Gene Ontology annotation, biological process: cell-cell signaling. Gene Ontology annotation, cellular component: connexin complex. The transcript has a single exon. NCBI's taxonomy places the organism in Eukaryota, Metazoa, Chordata, Actinopteri, Cyprinodontiformes, Poeciliidae. The record is from RefSeq and is a predicted model, not a curated record.
UAUUUCACAGGAAAGGUGUGGCUCAUUGUUAUGAUCUUCCUCCGUGUCCUGAUCCUCCUCUUUGCCGGAUACCCUCUGUACCAGGACGAACAGGAGAGAUUCGUCUGUAACACCAUCCAACCCGGUUGUGCAAACGUCUGCUAUGAUCUUUUCUCGCCCGUCUCCCUCUUCCGUUUCUGGCUGGUGCAGCUCGUCACCUUGUGUCUGCCUCAUGUCAUCUUCGUCAUCUACGUCAUCCACAAGGUGUCCAACGCUCUCUCCUUGGCUCUGAACUCAACCGGACAUGCUAAAGCUUUUCAACUGUUCAAGGACCACAAGGAGCAGUUCAACAAGAUGUGUGUGAAUAAGGUGCCGGUGGUGGUUGAGCAGAGAGGGGGGCUGCGGUGCUUCACGGGGGCCUACAUCCUCCAUCUGCUGUUCCGGACGCUGUUGGAAGCCGGCUUUGGGGCCGCUCACUAUUACAUGUUUGGGUUCUACAUCCCCAGGAGAUUCCUGUGCCAGCACGCUCCGUGCACCACCCAGGUGGACUGCUACAUCUCCAGGCCCACCGAGAAGACUGUGAUGCUCAACUUGAUGCUCGCUGUGGCCGCUCUGUCCCUUUUCCUCAAUUUUCUGGAUUUCAUUUGGGCCGUCAAGCGAUCGCUGAAGCACAACACCAAGAGGAAG